Molecule: messenger RNA, 2184 nt
Organism: Amaranthus tricolor (Joseph's coat)
Lineage: Eukaryota; Viridiplantae; Streptophyta; Magnoliopsida; Caryophyllales; Amaranthaceae
Product: MACPF domain-containing protein At1g14780-like
Exons: 7
Coding region: 180-2009 (609 amino acids)
Biological process (GO): plant-type hypersensitive response; regulation of salicylic acid mediated signaling pathway
Cellular component (GO): plasma membrane
Source: RefSeq, a predicted model, not a curated record
ACAAAUUCUUUAGUCUUUUUCUAUCUUUUCGUUUGCUUCUUCUCCUAUCAAUGUCUACUAGUCAACAAUGGUGAACUAAUUUCCCCCAAAUCAAACCUUUUCAAACCCUUCUAAAAACGUUUGAGUUUCCCAUUUGUUUUUCUUAUCCAAUUAAGCGAUUUCUGCUGUAGAAAAACAAAAUGGAACGUUGGUGUGAAGAAACAGAGAAAAACCCAAUUGAAUUAAGAGCAGUUGAAGCUUUAGGUUUUGGGUUUGAUUUAACUUCCGAUUUUAGGUUAAAAUUCGCUAAAAAAGAGAGAUUAAUUGUUUUUGAUGAAACCCAUAAACGAGAUGUUUUUAUUCCCGGUAUUAAUGUUUCGAUUCCUGGAGUUUCUGUUGAUAUUCGUUGUGAUAAAGGCGAACAAUUGAGGUUUAAAUCCGAUGUUCUUCAAUUCAAUCAGAUGUCAGAGCUGCUCAAUCAGAAAUCUGGGGUACAAGGAAAAGUUCCUUCCGGAUACUUCAACGCUAUCUUUAAUUUUAGUGGAGCCUGGUUAAAUGAUGCUACCGAAUGCAAACAUCUUGCGUUUGAUGGUUACUUCGUUGCUUUAUACCACUUGCAUUUGAUGACAUCUUCCAUUGUUCUUCAUGAGAAAGUAAAGAAGUCCGUUCCUUCACAUUGGGAUCCCACAUCAUUAUCAAGGUUUAUUCAGAAGUAUGGGACACACAUAAUUGUGGGCUUGGCUGUUGGAGGUCAAGAUUUGAUAUGUGUCAGGCAGACACCUUCAUCAGAAAUCCCUCCGGCUGAACUUCGAGCACAUUUGGAGGAUCUUGGAGAUGCAUUGUUUUCAGAUGGAAAAAAUUCACUUCUACGACGAAAAGCAUUGGACGGGAAACAAAACGCUCCUGAGGUAUUUAGUCGAAUCCUGCAGUCGAAUAUUAUACAGCUGACGAGUGUUUUAGAGACAUCAAAUAAGGAUGGUCUAUCUGUUAUACGAUCUCGUAGAGGGGGAGAUGUGUAUAUGCAUAAUCAUUCUCAAUGGCUCCAGACAGUACCUAGCCACCCUGAUGCAAUUCUUUUCAAGUUCGUUCCUAUUACUUCCCUCCUUACUGGAAUUGCAGGCAGCGGUUAUCUAAGCCAUGCAAUUAAUUUGUACUUAAGAUACAAACCUACUCCUGAAUAUUUGCAAUACUUUUUGGAAUUUCAAGUUCCUAGACAAUGGGCACCAAUGUACAACGAGCUUCCUCUGCAGCAUCAACGAAUAAUAACUUCCUCUUCUCCUCUUCAAUUCAGUUUAAUGGGUCCGAAGAUUCAUGUAAAUUCCACAAAGGUAACGAGUAGCUUGAAACCAAUAGUAGGUCUACGCUUAUACUUGGAAGGGAGGAACUGCAAUCAACUUGCCAUUCACGCUCAACAUCUUACAACGUCACCUAAUUCAAUGAUUUUUUCUUCACCUCAUGAUCAAUGUCAAUGGCGCGGUUCUGACAAUCUUGAUCCCGAGGGCCAGUACUUAGAACCCCUUAGAUGGAAGAGGUUUUCAAAAGUAUGCACAUCUAUAGUAAAGCACGACCCGAGCUGGCUGCAGGGCAAGACAACCGGUGUUUACAUCGUUACGGGUGCACAACUCCUUACUAAAGGGCGGUGGCCAAAGACAGUACUCCACCUUCGGCUACUCUACAGCCACCUACCAAACUGCACCAUCAGAAAAACUGAAUGGGCUGCCGCACCACAAUCAUCUCACAAGACGAGCAUCCUUGUGACACUAAGCACGACUUUCACGUUCACGCAGAAACAAAACAGCCCACCUAAAAAGCUACCGGCUGCCUUGAACUCUGGUGUUUAUCCUAAUGGGCCACCGGUCCCAGUAAACUCCGAGAAGCUUCUUAAAUACGUCGACAUUUCCGAGGUGCUGCGGGGUCCACACGAUGCUCCAGGACACUGGCUGGUCACAGCCGCGAAACUUGUAACCGACGGAGGUAAAAUAGGUUUGCAUGUAAAGUUUGCAUUAAUAGAUUAUACAAACGAUAUGUAGAUUUUUGCUGUACAUAUAAUUCUAUGUCAUAUUAUCAGUGGAAUUGGAUGUAUCCAAUUGUUUUGUAUGUUGAGGUUCAUAAAACUGAUUGCGUGAGGGAAAUAUACCAAAGUUUGUACAUAAAAAGUUACUAGAAUUCUUAUUUUUUUGUUACUUAAAACCGUCCUUGUUAUUG